AACAUGUAAGGUCGUUGGGCGUUGUUAUUGAAUAUGUUGUUAUGACGAGUAAACAUAGAAACGUACAAUAAAGUUUUUAAAACUUUAAGAAGAGUGAAAUAAAGUUACUAACGUGUUUUUAUAGCAACAGAGAACAGUUACAAAAUUAUAUAAUCUUAUACGAGUUUUCUGUGCUAACAUAUUUCUAAAUAGACCGCGCCCUGAAUUUCUUCGCAACCAUUUAGCUUUGAUACUUACAAGUGGGCGAAAAUAUUUUAUUACACCAAGAAAUUAAGAAUGCGGAUGUAGAAACAAGAAAGCAACAAUGUUUUGCAAAAUUUUGUUUUGCGUGCUGUCUCUUAUGGUUGUCAGUGGGGGCGCCAUCAGGUGCUACCAGUGCUCCUCCGGCCACGGGCAGGAGCCCAAGGGGGAGGACAACUGCGGGGCGUAUCGCAAGUUCGACACGUCCGAGCACAUAGCCAUCGAGUGCAGCAGCGACGAGUCUUCGACACCCGGCUCCUUCUGCAUGAAGGUCGUCCAGCAAGGUCCCAAGGGGUUCAUAUGGGACGGGCGCUGGAGGCAGGUGAUCCGGCGCUGCGCGUCGGUGGCUGAGAACGGCGUGACGGGGGUGUGCAACUGGGGCGUGUACGACAACGGCGUGUACUGGGAGGAGUGCUACUGCUCGGAGGACGGCUGCAACGGAGCUGGGGGCCCGGGGCCCGGCCUCCUCCUGGGGGUCGCUCUGCCCGCGGUGGCAGCACUGCUCGGGCGGCUGCGCCUCUGAGGCCUGCCAGGCCACGCUUCCCGCCGCGCUCUGUCCGUCCUUCCUUCGUCUGCAGCUCGACGCACAGUUUUUAUAGAAAAGUUUAUAUAUAUGUAUUUAUAGAUAAGUAUUUAUAAGAUCUGUGAAUUUUUUUUUGGAAAAGUGCUCCUUUUUUAAAAACUUGGAUAUUAUGCGUAGUUCCAAACACUCGUGUUCUGUUUUAUUUGAUCAGGUUUACAAUUAUGACGUCAGUAAAAUAUUUUUGAUGGCAGGAAGUUUUUUAAAAUGAUAAUUCACAUUUUAGUUUUUAGUUUUCUCUUUUUUUUUUUUUUUUUUU
Molecule: messenger RNA, 1079 nt
Organism: Bacillus rossius redtenbacheri
Lineage: Eukaryota; Metazoa; Arthropoda; Insecta; Phasmatodea; Bacillidae
Exons: 3
Coding region: 305-763 (152 amino acids)
Biological process (GO): positive regulation of voltage-gated potassium channel activity; regulation of synaptic transmission, cholinergic; sleep
Source: RefSeq, a predicted model, not a curated record